AAACACUUUCUCCGCAAAAAUAUGGGACACAACUCGGACAAGCUAUACGUGACGCACUCGGAACAUGCGGCGGGGAGCCACACUGCUUCAAGUUUUGGGAAAAGACAAGAGACGGGCAAAUCAGAGUUUCAGCGAUUACCGUUUGACUGCUGUGCGUUAUCUCUACAGCCGUUCAAGAAUCCAGUCGCUGUUAUAUCGGAAACGAAAGCAGGAGAAGCGCCGAGAGCAGAUGUCUUUGACCUUUUGAACAUUGUUCCUUAUAUCAGAAAAUUCAAGUCUAACCCGGUAACUGGUAAACCUCUGGAAACGAGCCAGUUGAUCAAACUCAACUUUUCCCGAAAUGCGGAAGGCAACCUCCAUGACCCGAUCACUUAUAAAGUCUUCUCCCCCCACAUCCACAUUGUCUUUCUCAAAAACACUGGCAAUGUAUUUGACAUGGCAUCCCUUCAGCUGCUCGCUAUCAAGCCCAAGACAUGGCGAGAUCUGGUAAACGACGAGCCGUUUAAGCGGAAGGAUAUCAUCACGAUCCAGGAUCCGGAGAACCUUGCUGCAAGGGAUUUGAGAGAGUAUGAUUAUGUGAAGAAGGAUUUAAAGGUGUCGGAGGACGAGCUGGCUGGGGAUCCGUUGAGAGGAAUCAAUGUGGAUGCAGCAGGGGGAGCUAGCAAGGUGUUAAAGAUGAUUGCUGAAAAAAACAAAUCUGGACAAUCGCCAGCACCGACACCAUCGAAAAUAGACGAUGGAAAGGGGCAGGAAAAGAAGGAGGGCGUUGUUGCGAAGCGCAAGGUUGAGCAGAUGGCUUACAAUGCAUCCAACUAUAGUUCUGGCCGAGCUGCUGCUUCGCUGACUAGUACUUCAUUGAUGCCUGAAACGAAGAGUGAACGCGCCAUGUUUGAUGAAGAAGAAUACAUGUUUGAAGAACUGUCCCGCCCGACGAAAGAUAAAGAGCGACAGAAAUCCAAAGCGUACGCGACGAUAACGACCAACUUUGGGCCGCUGAAUGUCGAACUUCAUGGGGACCGUGCGCCAAAGACGGUGUAUAAUUUUGUGCAGCUUGCGAAAGCGGGCAAGUAUGAUAACGUCGUGUUCCAUCGAUUGAUACCUGGUUUCAUGGUCCAAGGGGGCGAUCCAACCGGUACGGGGCGAGGGGGAGAGUCAUAUUGGGGUGAACCGUUUAGAGACGAGCAUGGUGAAAAGGGGGCGUACAAACACGAUUCCCGUGGUGUGCUGUCAAUGGCAAACUCUGGGCCGCGCACGAAUGGCUCUCAGUUCUUUUUCACUUUCCGCCCGACGCCGCAUUUGGACGGUAAGCAUACGGUGUUUGGCAAGCUUGUGGGCGGGGAAGAGACGUUGGACAAGAUUGAGCGGGUGAAUGUGCGGCCGGGCGGGGAUCGGCCGGUGAGGGAUAUCGUUAUUCAGGGUGUUACCGUCCUGCAAGACCCGUUUGAAGCGUACCAAGCGCGGCUGCAAGCGCGUCUGGCGCGACAAGACCAAUCGGACGCGGCGCUGAAACGGCGGGCGGAGGCGCAGAAGGAGAGGGAGAAGGACAGGACGACGUGGCUGGGUACGAAGCUGGGAGAGAAGGGCGCGGUGGGGAAGAGGAGGAUGGAGGAGGAUGUGGGGGUGGGGAAGUAUCUGAAGGUGGGGGGAGAAGCUGGACAGAGGACGACAUUGGACGUGGUGGACUAUGGGGUGGAGAAGAAGAAGAAGAAGGCGGGGGGGUUUGGCGAUUUCUCGGGGUGGUAGGAGGCGCCGGUUAAUUGUCGGGU
Messenger RNA from Cryptococcus deneoformans JEC21, 1766 nucleotides. RefSeq lists its product as hypothetical. The transcript has 12 exons. Gene Ontology annotation, biological process: protein folding; protein peptidyl-prolyl isomerization; protein polyubiquitination. Gene Ontology annotation, molecular function: peptidyl-prolyl cis-trans isomerase activity; ubiquitin-ubiquitin ligase activity. The coding region runs from base 22 to 1743 and encodes 573 amino acids. Gene Ontology annotation, cellular component: catalytic step 2 spliceosome. The record is from RefSeq and is a predicted model, not a curated record. NCBI's taxonomy places the organism in Eukaryota, Fungi, Basidiomycota, Tremellomycetes, Tremellales, Cryptococcaceae.